This is a messenger RNA of Mucor velutinosus, 1881 nucleotides long. RefSeq lists its product as uncharacterized. Gene Ontology annotation, biological process: glycosaminoglycan metabolic process; carbohydrate metabolic process. The record is from RefSeq and is a predicted model, not a curated record. The transcript has 12 exons. Gene Ontology annotation, molecular function: beta-N-acetylhexosaminidase activity. Gene Ontology annotation, cellular component: membrane. The coding region runs from base 1 to 1881 and encodes 626 amino acids. Lineage: Eukaryota; Fungi; Mucoromycota; Mucoromycetes; Mucorales; Mucoraceae.
AUGAAGCUGUUGUCACUCACUGCAGCAUUGACUGUAGCUUUUCCCUCAUUCACAUUGGCGACAUCAUUGUUGUGGCCUGUGCCUCAGAGAAUGGAAUCUGGCCAUACAGAGCUUGAACUCGAUACAUCAUUUCACAUAUCUGGACCUGAUGUUGAGCAUUUACAAGACGCAAUUGAUCGCUACACUCAACUCAUCACCAAUGAAAGAUGGAUACCAGUGCAGGCUCCUUUUCCAGCAAACAAUCAAACCACCAAACCGAAAAAAUCACGUACUACAUUAGGGGCUUUGAAUAUCAUCAUCGAAGAUGAGGAUCAGAUAUUAGAGCAUCAGGUCGACGAAUCCUAUAUAUUGGAUAUACCUGUUGGAAAGGGCACAGGCACUUUGAAAUCAAAGACUUUAUGGGGAACUCUUCGUGGGCUCGAAACCUUUUCUCAACUGGUCCAGGCUCGUCCAAAUCUCAAUGAGGAUGGGAGGGAGGAAAUCGAAGACUACGAUCCAGACGAGGAACCUGAUUAUGACAAUGUUGGAUUUGAAGAGCUUUACAUUCCCAAUGCACCCAUUCGUGUUGAAGACGCACCAAAAUACACGCACCGAGGCUUGAUGCUGGACACAUCUAGAAACUACUUUCCAGUCAAAGACAUUCUUCGAACGAUUGACGCAAUGGCUUUUAACAAGAUGAAUGUAUUCCACUGGCAUAUCACUGACUCGCAAAGUUUCCCUCUCAAGCUGAGAACUGCUCCUGAACUUGCUCAGCAGGGUGCUUAUAAACUACACCAACGAAGAUUAGUCUAUACCGAAAACGACGUUGAAAACAUUGUUGAAUAUGCUUACAAGCGUGGCGUGCGCGUCAUUCCCGAGAUUGAUAUGCCUGCACACACUGGUUCAUGGGCCUUAUCCCACAAAGAUAUAACAACAUGCACAGGUGUCCAUUACCUUCCUGGCGAUGACUGGAGUGAGAGGUUAGCUGCCGAGCCUGGCACUGGACAGCUCAAUCCCGUCAAGAACAAAACAUAUGAGAUUGUGGACAAGGUCAUUACAGAAGUAGCCUCCUUGUUCCCCGAUAGUUUGUUUCACGGAGGUGGCGACGAGCCUGUAUACAAAUGCUGGAAUCAGGAUCAAAGCGUUGUGGAUUACAUGAAGGAACACAAUGCCACUGGUGUUGAUUUACUGAACACGUUUCUCCAAAAGGAAUUGGGCUUUAUUCAAAAAUCAAACAAGACUGCCAUCAUCUGGGAAGAUGCUGUUACCAAUGACAACUUGCCUAUUUCAAAAGAUGUGAUCUUGCAGGUUUGGACCAAUCCUGUACAGAAUGCCGUCAAAAAGGGCUAUAAGGUCAUUGCCUCCAACUACAACUUUUGGUACCUUGAUUGCGGACAUGGUGGAUGGGGCGGCAACGACACGAGCUAUGAGGAACAGGUGCCUCCUGCUGUUCCUAAAGCUGUGGCAGCAGCAUUAGAGAAAAAUGGCGUUUCUGGCAAUUACAACACGCCCAAUUGGGGAGGCUCAGGUGGAGAUUGGUGCAGUCCUUUCAAAACCUGGCAAAGAGUGUACAGUUAUGAUGUCGCUUUCAAUCUCACAGAGACAGAGGCCCAGAACAUUUUGGGUGGGGAGGUAGCCUUGUGGGCAGAGCAGACAGAUGAAACAGCAUUGGAUGUGAGACUCUGGCCUAGAGCAGCUGCAGCUGCAGAAAACAUGUGGUCUGGACGGUAUGACGAGAACAGCAUUAAAAGAGACAUUGGGGAUGCCAUGCCUAGAAUAUUUGAUUGGCGUUACAGAUUACUUAAACGAGGUAUUCGAGCUGAAGCAUUGCAACCAUUAUGGUGUGGCCAAAACCCUCACAUGUGCGAUGCCACCUAUCCAGCUGUUUUCCAAUCCAUGUAG